Messenger RNA from Ruditapes philippinarum (Manila clam), 1478 nucleotides. RefSeq names its product multiple epidermal growth factor-like domains protein 11. The record is from RefSeq and is a predicted model, not a curated record. The transcript has 11 exons. NCBI's taxonomy places the organism in Eukaryota, Metazoa, Mollusca, Bivalvia, Venerida, Veneridae. The coding region runs from base 1 to 1398 and encodes 465 amino acids. Gene Ontology annotation, molecular function: scavenger receptor activity.
AUGGAUGGAUGGAAGGCACCAUUGUGUGACCAAGCAUGCCCUGCUAGAAAGUUUGGUGCAGGAUGUAAGGAGGAUUGUGCUUCCACUUGCAAAUAUGAUAUUUGUGAUCAUGUGAACGGCAGUUGUCGUGGUGGAUGCAAGCCAGGUUAUCAAGGAAAUAAGUGUGAAAGUGAAUGUCCCGAUGGAAAGUUUGGUGAAGAAUGUAAGGAGAAUUGUCCUUCUAAUUGUAACAAUAAUAUGUGUGAUCAUGUGACUGGUAAUUGUACAAACGGAUGUAAGCCUGGCUAUAAAGGAAAUACUUGUGAAGAAAAGUGCAUAGCCAAAAAAUAUGGUGAAGGAUGUAAGGAGAAUUGUUCACUAAAUUGCAAAACUGGUGCUUGCAAUCAUGUCAACGGCAAUUGUAGUGAAGGGUGCAACUCGGGUUAUCAAGGACUCAAGUGUGAAGAAAAAUGUAAUACUGGUCAGUAUGGUGAUGAUUGCGACGACAAAUGCAGUGCUCAUUGUAAAGACAGAAUAUGUAGGCAUACAGAUGGAGAAUGUUUGAAUGGUUGCGUGGCAGGGUGGAAUGGUAAAAAAUGUGAUUCACAAUGUAGCCGUGGCAGGUUUGGUAUUGGCUGUAAGGAGAGUUGUCCUUCAAAUUGUAAACAUGAUGCCUGUGGGUAUGAUCAUGGCAAUUGUGGUGAAGGGUGCAAGCCAGGUUUUCACGGAAAUAAGUGUAAAAAAAUUUGUACUAGCGGUACCUUUGGCGAUGAAUGCGGCAAGAAAUGCAGUGGUAAUUGUGUAGGCGGAGAUAAAAUGUGUAGACAUACAGAUGGACAUUGUCUAAAUGGUUGCCAGGCAGGGUGGAAUGGAACAAACUGUUUCUCAAAAUGUGACAUUGGGUUUUACGGUAAAAACUGCGCGUUGGAGUGUGGUAACUGCCAGCUUGGAAACCGUUGCGACCACGUUACUGGCACUUGUCAGGGAGGAUGCAAAACUGGUUACAGUGGCGCCACCUGUUUACAAGCAAUGCAAACGUUGAAUAUUUCGAAUUCGAUUGUGGCAGGGGGAGUAGCAGUUCUUAUCAUCUUAAUUUUAAUUGUAGUUAUUGCUUUCGUUUGGCAUAAGCAACGCAAUCAGAAUAAAAGGAAAAAUGAACAAAAAGGUGACGUGGAGCUCAGAGACGCUGUUGCGACUGCUAGCAAUGAAAAUCGAAGGCCAUCUCACGAUGGAAAUACGCAAUCAAAUACAGCAUAUGACAGUGGAAGAGCGGCGGCAGCAGCUGAUGCGAACAUUUACAACAACUUCCCGAUGCAAAUUCCUACCAGAAAUGCCAUUCCACUGUCAAAUCUCCUACAAUAUGUCAAAGAGAAUCUGGCCAAUCCUGACCACUUUGCAACUGAAUUUCAGGUUAUUUGAUGUUCUUUAUGGGAACGUUUUUAAAUUAUUUAUGUGUUUAGAAAAGAUACUGGAGAUCUAGAUAAUUAGAUAUUCUUAUU